Monopterus albus (swamp eel) is the source of this 4710-nucleotide messenger RNA. RefSeq names its product KN motif and ankyrin repeat domains 2 (gene kank2). NCBI's taxonomy places the organism in Eukaryota, Metazoa, Chordata, Actinopteri, Synbranchiformes, Synbranchidae. The record is from RefSeq and is a predicted model, not a curated record. Gene Ontology annotation, cellular component: cytoplasm. The transcript is spliced from 13 exons. Bases 343 to 3384 code for a protein of 1013 amino acids. Gene Ontology annotation, molecular function: protein binding. Gene Ontology annotation, biological process: negative regulation of intracellular estrogen receptor signaling pathway; negative regulation of actin filament polymerization; negative regulation of transcription by RNA polymerase II.
GAUCUGUGAUGAAGCAUGGUUUCUUGGAGGUAAAAGGCUUGUCAGAGCCUCGAAGACCCCUGAAGAUCACUAUGGUGGCUGCAGUGAGUGAGGUCCCCGCUGGCCCUUUAAGAGGAGCGGGGCCGGGAGGAGGCAUCUUGGCUGCGGUGUUUUUGUCUCUGUCAGUGGGCGCUACUGGGCCGAGGCGGCUGGAAGGAUUUCCAGAGGGCAGGUGCUGACUGUAAGAGUGUGAGACAAGGAAGCGAGAACGAGGAGCCUGGGGAGGAGAGAUCCCAUCCUUGCAGCACAAGCAGCUGGUGAGAGUUAGUGGGUGACUGUUGGAGUACCAGCCACAGGCUCAUUAUGGCUCAGGUGCUGCAUAUGGACCCAGGCCUCCCAGGGAAACUCAACCUGCCUGCUCCCCCUUCCCUGCACAGCAAAGAACAGGAGGCUCCCUACUCAGUGGAGACCCCCUAUGGCUACCGUCUGGAUCUAGACUUCCUUAAAUAUGUUAACGACAUAGAGAAGGGAAACACUAUCAAGAAGGUGCCUAUCCAACGCCGGCCACGCUAUGGCUCCCUGCCUCGCGGCUAUGGCUACGCCGGCUCGUGGUGGACUUCCACAGAGUCUCUGUGCUCCAACGCCAGCAUUGACAGCCGACAUUCCUCCUUCUCCUACUGUGCCCCAGGCUACCACACGAUGCAGAGGCCUAGCUUCAGCACUGCGCGGGUGGAGAAGACCCUGUUGGAUGCACGCAGAAAACUGGAGGAGGAGAAAGAGGGUCGAAGAUUCUCCAACCUGGGCAGUAUGCACAGCAGUGUAGCAGGCUCAAACACCUCCAUCAGCAGUGCACACAGCUUCAACCGGGCCCAAGGUGGGGGUGGAUCCUUUACCCCCGUUGGUUCUGGCCUGUCCACCCCAGUGACCCCAACCCCAGCCCACCUGCAGCAUGUCAGGGAGCAGAUGGCAGCAGCCCUCAGGAAGAUAAGAGAGCUGGAGGAGCAGGUGAAGACCAUCCCUGUGAUGCAGGUGAAAAUCUCUGUGCUGCAGGAGGAGAAACGCCAGCUCAGUGUCCAGCUGAAGAGCCAAAAGUUCCUGGGCCACACACUGGGCUUCAACCGAGGUCGUCCCCGAGGGGAGCUCUACAUUGACAUCCCUGAAGAAGAGUUGAGCACUGGAGCUAAGAGCAGCAACAAGCCAGUAGGGUCAGUGUCUCCCACCACACCCGAGGGCUCCAAACAAGACUCAGGCUGUGAGAUUGAGGACAGAGUGAUUGUGAGUGGAGGGCAACCAGAUGCAAAGCGGGAAGUGUGCACUAUUGGAGUCGGACCGGAGGACUCCAGGGACAGUUGUCAUGUGGGAGUUGGGGUUCGGGAGGAGGAUCUGGGGCUGCUGCCUGAGACAGAGGCUCUCAGGAAUCAAGUGGUUCAACUUGAGGGCCAGCUGAAGAGGAUGAUGCAGGAGCUGCAGACUGCACAGCAGCGGGUAGCAGCAGUCCAAAAAACCCCUCAGGCAGAGCAUCCAGUCAUGGCUACGAGCAUGGGUUGGCAGGAGCCACAAGGCUGCAGCCUGCACACUCUGGUCAGCUUCACACAGCAGCCCCAACAGAGGGAACAGAGAACUGUGGGAAUCCAGGUGUACACAUUUGAGCAGCCUACCAUGGUGGAGGUAGGCACACUCCUCCGAGCAGAGACCUGCAGCAUGCCCAGCUUUCAACCAGCUGGUGGUGCCAUGGAGGCCCACCACAGAGGACAAGAUGUUCCUGUUGAGUUGCCAAUUGCUGUCAGCUCCAAGCAGGUGCGUGAUGUCCUAAAGAGCGAGUUGUCCACUUCGGUACCUGUAGCUAAUCCUGCCAUUGCAGUAGGCACAUCUGGUAAUGAGGCUGGUUUGGUGAGUUCCCAAAAAGGAGAGACACACCUGCAAAUAAACACAGAGACCAUCCAGUCACAAGAAGACCCUACGACAGCCUCAUCUCCCCAGUCCUCUCUGAGGUCCAUCAUGAAGCGGAAAGCAGAAGGUGAACCAGGAUCUCCAUCCACCAAGAAAAACCUACAAUUCAUUGGUGUUAAUGGAGGCUAUGAAUCCACCUCAUCAGAUGAUAGCAGCAGUGAAAGCUCAGACGAGGGGAGUGACUCCAGUGAAUAUCAUGAAGCCACAGAAAAACUACCAGAGUCUACAAUCCAGCACCGAGAAAGCAGCAGUGUACCUCACCAGGCUGUCGCCAAACUACCAGCCGUCGUUCCAGACCCCCAGUCACCAGCAACGGAUACUGUUGUGCAAAAAUGUGCCUCACAGCCACCAGCCUCUGACCCUACCCCAACUCCUCCAUGUCCAGUAAACAGUUCUGCCUCUAAAGAGACUACCUGCCAAUCAUCAGAAAUGCAAACCCAGGAGAUUACAUCAUCAAGCACUGAAUCCACUCCUGAGCAAAGCUCUAUAACACACCCAGUCACCUGCUCUUCACCACUGUCUGGCACUAAAACCACUGAGAUUACCAAGCAGCAAUAUACCGUCCAGUCGGAAACAGCUGUCCUCUCCAACCAGUCAGAGGCAAAGCCAGCAGCUGAAAGCACCACAGCAUCAGCCAAGCAAGUCAGACUGGAGCUGAGUGACAGCUUGAUGUCAGCUCUUUAUGCUCUGCAGAAAGCCCUGGGGGAACCCAAUGCCUUCAGCCAACCAGGAGCAAGAGCAGCAUACACCACCGUGCUGCAGGAGUGGCUGCGUGUGUCCUGUCACAAAGCUGCAGACACGGCUGUUGUCAAAGCCUAUAUGGACACCGUCGCCUCAGUCUCCCCUCGGCUGCUGGAGUUUGUGAUCAACAUGGCAGACGGCAACGGGAAUACUGCGCUUCACUACACCGUCUCCCACUCCAACUUCCCAGUAGUGAAACUGCUGCUGGACACUGGCUUGUGUAAUGCUGACAAGCAGAACAAGGCGGGCUACACAGCCAUCAUGCUGACAGCUCUGGCUGCCUUCCACUCUGACAGCGACCUUCAGACUGUCCAGCAGCUGCUGCGAACUGGAGAUGUCAAUGCCAAGGCCAGCCAGGCCGGUCAGACGGCACUGAUGCUAGCGGUCAGCCAUGGCCGAGGGGACAUGGUGCGGGCGCUGCUGUCCUGCGGGGCGCAGGUCAACAUCCGUGAUGACGACGGCUCCACAGCGCUCAUGUGUGCCUGCGAACACGGUCAUGUGGACAUUGUGCGUCAGCUGCUGUCUGUGCCAGGCUGUGAUGCCACUCUCACUGAUAAUGACGGCAGCACCGCGCUGUCCAUUGCCCUGGAGGCUGGUCAGAACGACAUUGCUGUGCUUCUGUACGCUCACCUCAACUUUGCAAAGCCUCCUUCCCCUAUUUCACCGAAGUCUCCUCUCUUGGGUUCUUCCCCUCCUGCCGGUGAAACCAAAUAAAUCAUAUUGCCUCAGCAGCUGGCAGCAACUCUAGAGCCACCCAACCACCACUACCCAUAUUAUUGUGUGAACUAAGAAAACAAACAUUUGUGUGUGUGUGAGUGUGUGUGUUUUCACCCUCCAUAAUUUAUGCAGAUUAUAAUGUGCAGACAAUUACAUGACAGCUUGCACCAUUGCUUGUUGCACACAGUGGUUUUUUUUAAUAACAGCGCUAGUUGAAAACUUGGAUUUCUUAUGUGAUGCAAUCUGAGAAACGGUGCAUCGGUUGCAUAAACAUUUGUUCAAUCUUGCAGUAAUCCAGUUUUUGGCACAUAUCAAAACUGUUUACUAAAUUACAUUAGACGGUUCAUAAUCAAACACUAGUUUUAAAUCAUGUGGAUUACAGUUUCUUUCUGUAACAGGAAUGAGUGCAGCAGCUGUCACACAUUUUCAUCAUUGUGUGUGUGGCUGUCAGUCAUUUGGAAAAACAAAAGCCCCCCCCCAUAGAUAAGUGUCCUUGCAUCAACUAGCUCAUUGGUGCUACAAAAAUAUGAUACAGAAAAUACCACUUCAACAAUAUAUCAGUGUUUAUACACAAGAUUUAUUUACACUAGAGUAUUUUUUAUAUUGGUUUUUUAAAAUUCAGGACCUCCAAGGAUCGUGAUUUUUAUUUCCUGGGCAAUAGUUCAGUCAUGACACCUUUUUAACCUGAGGACUCAAUUUCUAUUGUGUCGACCACAUUUCCCCAAUUAAACCCAAAGAUGUCUCGCUCCUUUGGACGUUGUGACACUGUGUGUUGAGGACAGGCCUAGCAGCAGUGUGGAAGAAAAGAGAGGUUAGCAUGAUUCUCUGAAGGCUAUGAUACUAUGUUCUUUGUAUUUUUAUAUGUGAACGUAUUUUGUAUGGUUUAAGGAAAGACUAAAGUGUGUCUGUGUGUAAUAUUCUGUGCUUAUACGAUUGGACAAGGAAAAUUUCUGAAAGUACUGGUGAAGCCAUCUCAGUUCAGUAGGAUUUGUCAGGGAACAAGAAAGCGACUGAGUGGGGUCUUAAAAGGACGUGCGUUGUAAGAUAUAAAUAUCCAAAUAAUAUAUGUCAAUAUAGACUGCUAAGUGUGAUGCAUACAAUCAAAUUCCUUGAUGAAAAGUGCAUAGGCUAUUGAUGUCAAAAUUUCUAUUGCUUUUUAAGGAUUUUUUCACAGUUUUCAUAUUCACUUUUAAAUAACUGAAUUUUUAUGAACACAAUUUUUUUAAUUUAAGUAUCUUUUUAUACAUUUAGAUUUUUUUAAGCUCACCUACUUUAUGUAAUCACACAUUAUUAUUACAUUAUGUAUAUGUUUUAUGAGGUAUG